Panicum hallii is the source of this 2639-nucleotide messenger RNA. RefSeq names its product B3 domain-containing protein Os03g0120900-like. The coding region runs from base 233 to 2446 and encodes 737 amino acids. The transcript has 6 exons. Gene Ontology annotation, molecular function: DNA binding. NCBI's taxonomy places the organism in Eukaryota, Viridiplantae, Streptophyta, Magnoliopsida, Poales, Poaceae. The record is from RefSeq and is a predicted model, not a curated record.
GCCGAGGCCGUGGGAGUGGGAAAAAGGACCGCUCGCUCAUUCACUCCUCGCCGGCGUCCAGCAACAGCAACCAAACCAACCCAGCCGCUCGGCUCGGUUCCAUCGCCAUCGCCUCCUCUCUUCUUUUCUCCCCGCCGCAACACCAGGCGGAAACGGAAGAUUCAGACUUCAGAGGAAGAGACCGGGCGGUCGCGGCGGUGUUCGCCUGUUUGUGCCCCCCCCCCCCCCUCUUAUGGACGGGCAGAGGAGGCCCCGCUUCUUCAAGGUCCUCGUCGGCGACUUCGCGCGCCGCAUCGAGAUACCUCGAGGCUUCCUCUGUCAUAUUCCAGAGGAGAGACGCAGAACAUCUGCUGCCACAGUGGCUUCAUCUGCUAAGGCCCUACUUAAGAAUGCAGAAGGGAAGACUUGGCCUGUUGAGCUAGAGGAAAUUGAUGGUCGUGUGUUUCUGACCACUGGAUGGUCGAAGUUUGUGAAGGGCAAUUGUUUAGGGGAGGGUGAAUUCCUUGUCGUCGAAUAUGAUGGGAACAUGCAUUUCAGGGUCUCAGUUUUUGGUGUUAAUGCUGUCGAGAAAGCAGUUUGGCCUUCAGGAAGUGGUGCCCAAGCUACUGGAAAUUUAGGAGAACAACCAUGCUAUAUCUUCCCUUCUAGUAAGAAGGGACACGGUGGUGACGAAUUAACAGAGACAGUUAAGAGUCCCAUCCAUAGUCACGCACAGACAGUAACCACACAACGAAGCACUCAGGGGGAUGAACAUAUUUCAUCCCAGGACACGAUUGGUUUCCUUGACCUGCAUGAAGUAGGUUGUUCCAAAGAUGAGUUGGAGACAUGCUUGUCACAGAAGGAGCCAAUGGAGGAUGGUAAAGCUAAAGCAAUUGCCGAAGCAAUGAGAACUUUGCAUGUUGACAAAUUGGCAGUUGAAUUAUUCUGUGCUACACUCUGUUUGUAUAAAUGGAAAGUUGAGGCGGCUGCAGAAGAUUUAAAUAUUUGUAGGGGCAAACUAAAUAUUCUGGAACAAUCUAUGAAGCAGAAACUUGUUUUGCAGUUUGACUUUAUAAAGAGACAACUACAACGCUUCUUCCCUCCUGAUGAUGAUUCUGAGAGAAUCAAGAAGAACAAUCUUGAGGGGCCUAACUUGUCUAAUCAACCACUACAGCGUGACCUGACUGUGCCACCAGUGAAGCGAAGGCUAGUUGAUGAAAAUGAACCUUGUGAUUUGUCUCACAAACAGAAGAGGAAAAUAGUUAAGUUGCAGCAAGGCUCACCGCAAACUCAAACACCAAGAAGAUCACCACGAUUGGCACACCUGAAUAAUACUCGCAACAGCACAAAUAACGUGUUGAAAAAAAGAGCUGAAGUGCUCAAACCACCACCAGCCACAAUAAUUCAGGUCAAGGAUAGGGGACAUAAAUCAUGCUCGCUCCAUAAGAAACCAUAUAAUGCCUUGAAAACAACAACAGGUUCCUUAUCUCAGGACCUCAGGAAACUGGAUUCUCCACGGUGUGAGGUUGGCGUAAGUAAAGAGCAUGAACAUGAUCAAGGAGAAACUAGAAAAAUGUUGGAUCACAGCGACAAUGGAAAGAACAGUAAAGAACAAAUGGAAAUAAAUGCUGUGGAGACUUCUGAUUCAUUCAUGAGUACAGAUUGCAUAGAGUCACCACCAAACAACUCUGGGUUGACAGCAUAUUCAAGAACAAGUGAGCUAUCAUUUACAUGGAAGCACCCACAACAUGUCAAUCCCCUUGAGAAAAUUUUACUUGACAUUCAAAGGGACAACUUUGUGAAAACCAUCGCAAGCAUCCAGAAAAUAAUCCGGGAUGAUCCUUCAGAUGUGCUGAGUGCAGAUACAAUUGAAGCCGCUGUGCGGAUAGGAAUUCUGAAAUGUGAUUCAUGCCUUCAGGAUAGGAAUGCCCAAAAGAUAGUGAAUGCAUUGUUGGAGUAUGCUAAAAAGGUUAAGGAGAAAAACAAUUUCAGUAUUGAGAUGAGGAAGGAAGAGUUCUCUGCAAAGCUACAGGAUCUCUUGAAGUGGCAGCUUAAAGAGCUAGAAACUGCAUACACUUCCUUGGAAUCAGAUUACAAGAAAGCAUCAACUGAUUCUACCAUUUUCUUCUCAACAUUGGAAGAGCACAGGAAAAAAUUGCAUGCCGUUAAGGAUGGUAUCAAGGACAAUCAGCAGGAUUUGAUGAUUGAGGAUGAAAUUCAAAAGUUGGCACAUAAAGUUGCUGAGCAUGAGACUAUAUAUCAGAAGUCUAUAAUAGAAAAGGUAAGGGUUAAGAUGGAUCUGAAGAACUAUCAGCAGACUCUUGGUGAUGUAAAAGAGCGGCUUGCCUCUACUGAACCUGGAUCAGUUGAUGUAGAGGCAUUGGUUAAGAUAGAGAUGGAUAAUAUGAGUAAGGAGAUUCAGCUUUCCAAGGGAAUUCUUCUAAACAUCAACUUCGAGAAAGAGUAAAGAAGGUGCAGCAUCUGCUUAUGAUUGUUUAUUUUCUGCCUAUGGUCUAUUCAUGGUCUGAUGUCAUGCUACCAGCAUCAGCAAUCAGCUUUCCUGUGCUCACCAGGACGAAAAAGGUUUUGAAAACAUCACCCGCAGAGAUCUCUCCAGACUGUGCCAGCUUCCCACCGUACCAGAAGUCCAGUGCCCAUGA